Molecule: messenger RNA, 3572 nt
Organism: Myotis lucifugus (little brown bat)
Lineage: Eukaryota; Metazoa; Chordata; Mammalia; Chiroptera; Vespertilionidae
Gene: MUC4
Product: mucin 4, cell surface associated
Exons: 24
Coding region: 1-3495 (1164 amino acids)
Biological process (GO): cell-matrix adhesion
Source: RefSeq, a predicted model, not a curated record
AUGAGGGGGACUCAUUGGAGGAGGGUCCCCUGGGUAUUCCUGAGCUGCUUAUGUUCCUGCCUCCUUUGGCCAGUGGUCAUGGGAACAAUCACAGCUUCACUGACGACAGACAGUCUGAGAAGCACAGCAGCAUCACUACUCUCAACAACUAUCCAGAGCCUUACAACCUCAACUCCCAGCACACGCUCAACAACUACCCCAGUCCCUAUGACGCCUGAGAAAGGUGUUUCCCUCUUCCCCUAUGGGCCACGUGUUCAAGACCAGGAGUUUGUCAGGAGGAGGGUGGACUUCACCUCGCCGCUCUUCAAGCCCCAGAUUGGCUUCCCUUUUGGCUCCUAUCUCCGAGAUUUCCUCUACUUCACAGAUAAUGGUCAGAUCAUUUUCCCGGAGUCAGAGUAUCAGAUUUUCUCCUACCCGUACCCUCCUCUUGGUGGCUUCACAGGCAGGGACAGUCUGGCUGUGGUGGCUCCAUUCUGGGAUGAUGCUGAUUUCUCCAGCCGCAAGGGAACCAUAUUUUACCAGGAAUAUGAGACGCUCUACGAUGACAACAAACCACUUGUAGUCCAGCAGGUGGAGUCUUGGAUUGAAAACUUUACAAACACCUGGAACUACAAAGCCAGGUGGACCCUAAAGGUCACAUGGACCAAUGCCUCUGCCUAUCCCGCCCAGCGGACCUCCGGGACCAACACCUACCAGGCCAUCCUCUCCACAAAUGGGAGCAGAUCCUUCGCCCUGUUUCUCUACCAAAGUGGUGGGAUGCAGUGGGAUGUGACCCAGCACCUAGACAACUGGGCCCUCAUGGGCUUCUCCAGUGGAGAUGGGUAUUAUGAAAACAGCCCGCUGACAUCCCAGCCAGUGUGGCAGAAGUAUCGUCCGGACCAAUUCCUGAAUUCCAACUCAGGCCUCAGGGGGCUGCAGGUCUAUCAGCUGCACAGUACAGAAAGACCCAACUACCGUCUCAGGUGCCUGCAGUGGUUGAGACAACCUCAGUGGCCCAGCUGGGACUGGAACCACAUCUCCUGCCCUUGCUCCUGGCAGCAGGGACUAUGGGACUUACGAUUCCAGCCCAUCCACAUAGGCUGGUGGGGCCUCGGCAGCAGGCAGCUGUGCAGCUUCACUUCCUGGCGUGGAGGCGUGUGUUGCAGCUACGGGCCAUGGGGAGAGCUUCUGCAAGGCUGGAGAGCGCAGAGCCCUUGGCAGCUUGAGCAAGAACUGGAGCCACAGGACUGGUGCUGCCGCUGGAACGACCAGCCCUCCUUCUGUGCCCUGUACCAACAAAGGCGGCCCCGCAUCAGCUGUGCUGGGUACCGGCCCCCAAGGCCUGCCUGGAUGUUCGGGGACCCCCACAUCACCACCUUAGAUGAUGCCACUUACACCUUCAAUGGGCUAGGGGACUUCCUGCUGGUCAGGGCCAGAGACGGAAACUCAUCCUUCCUGCUGCAGGGCCGCACUGCCCAGACCGGCUCUGCCCAGGCCACCAACUUCAUUGCGUUUGCCGCUCAGUACAACUCCAGCAGCCUGGACCCCAUCACAGUUCAGUGGCUCCUUGAGCCCAAUGACACAAUCCACGUGCGGCUCAAUAACCAGACUGUGACAUUUGAAGACCAGGAAAUCUUCAACACCACUGGAGUCGUAAUGACCCGCAAUGGCUCCCUGGUGACAGCCAGCUUAGAUGGCACAGUGAUCGUCUCAGUGACAGCUCUCUCCAACAUCCUCCACGCCUCCUGCAGCCUCCCAGAGGAGUACCAAGACCGCACAGAGGGCCUCCUGGGGGUCUGGAACAAUAAUCCAGAAGAUGACUUCAAGAUGCCCAAUGGCACCACCAUUCCCCAAGAGAGCAAUGAAGAGAUGCUUUUUCACUAUGGAAUGACCUGGGAAAUCAACGGAACAAGCCUCCUUGGCAAGAGGGAUGACCAUCUGCCUUCCAACUUCACCCCUGUCUUCUUUUCCCAACUGUGGAAAAACAACUCCUUGGAUAAAAAUUCAACCUCCAAGUGUAAUAGAGAUAAACAAUGCAUCUAUGACACCCUGGCCACAGGAAACACGAAGACUGGACUGGACACGAGGAUGCUCUUUAGAAGAUACCAGCUGAUGAACAACACCCUCCAUCAGUACCCACCUUCUAUUGAUGGUCCCCAAAUGGUGAAAGCCUACAAGGGGGAGACCAAGCUGAUUCAAUACAACGGCAGCUCUAAGGACGUCACAUUCACUCUCAGAAACAGCUACACUAAGGACUUCAAGCUUUUUGAGAAUGGGACACUGCUCUGGACACCAAACUCGCUGGAACCAUUCACUCUGGAGAUUCUAGCAAGAAAUGUCAAGAACAAUUUAUCAUCUUUACUCCAGCCAAAGACCGUGGUCUGUGCUUGCAAGGGAAAGGACCAGUGUUUAUACAACAAGACCAGCUGGGUGGGCAAUUCCUCCCUGGAGGUGGCCAGCUGCAAGUGUGACAACAACACCUUCGGCCAGUACUGUGAGCGUUCCAAGGACCCCUGUGACGAGCAGUGCUUCCCGAAUGUGAAGUGUAUUCCUGGGCAGGGCUGUGAUCCUUGCCCCCCGAACCUAACUGGGGAUGGGCGUCACUGUACAGGUCUGGAGGAUUCUGAACACUGUCGGAACAAGUCUUGCCCUGUGAAUUACUGCUACAACCAGGGCCACUGCUACAUCUCCCAGACUCUAGACUGCCAGCCCACCUGCACUUGCCCCCCCGCCUUCACAGACAACCGUUGCUUCCUGGCUGGGAAUAACUUCGCUCCAACUAUUGAUCCAGAGUUCCCUUUAAGAACCAUCCAGCUCAUUCUGAGUGAAGAAGAAAACGCCACUGAAGCAGAGGUCAACGCUUCGGUGGCCUACAGGCUGGAGAACCUGGAUGUGCGGGCCUUUCUCAGGAAUAGCAGAGUGCAAAAAAUCAGCCCUCCAGCAGCAAGCGGCUCCCUGCAACAAUGGCUGGUCAUCUCGGAGUUUCAGUACCGCCCGAGGGGUCCUGUCAUCCACUUCCUGAACACCCGGCUGCUGGACGCAGUGGUGGAGGCAUUUUUACUGCAGGCCCCGCAGGGGAGAUGGAAGAAAAGUGAGGAGCCCAGGAACAACGUGGUCUUCCACCCUAUCUCCAGGAGAGACCUGCACAGUUUGAAGGCUUCGAACGUGAGCACGCUGCAGACUCACUUAAAAUGCAAUGGCUACAAAGGCUACAAACUGGUCUACAGCCCGCAGGGCGGCUUCACUUGCGUGUCCCCUUGCAGUGAGGGCUACUGUGAGCACGGAGGCCAGUGUCAGCACCUGCCGGAUGGGCCCCGCUGCAGCUGUAUGUCCUUCUCCAUCUACACGCCCUGGGGCGAGCACUGUGAGCAUCUGAGCAUGAAACUUGGCGCUUUCUUCGGGAUUCUCUUUGGGGCCCUGGGCGCCCUCUUGCUGCUCGGGGCCAUGGUAUUUGUGGUCCAUCGCUUCUGGUACACCAAGACCCGAUUCUCCUACCCCCUGGACUCAGAAAGCUGAAGCCUCCACCCAAGGCGGGAGCUGUGGCCUAAGAUACCUCAAGACCCACCCCAGACACACCCACUUCCGUCCUGGCG